Messenger RNA from Acanthisitta chloris (rifleman), 357 nucleotides. Its product is annotated as ras-associated and pleckstrin homology domains-containing protein 1-like. Lineage: Eukaryota; Metazoa; Chordata; Aves; Passeriformes; Acanthisittidae. The annotation marks the transcript as partial. The record is from RefSeq and is a predicted model, not a curated record. The transcript has a single exon.
UCUCCAGUCAAAAAGGCCGGCAAGACGUCAAGCCCCGGAGGGAAGAAACCGCCCCCGACACCUCAGCGCAACUCCAGCAUCAAGUCCACGAGCUCCGCCGAGUACCACGAGUCCAAGAGACCUUCGGUAGACCGCCUUGUCAGCAAAUUUGCACACCCACCGGAGCCGUCAGGCUCUCCUUCCAAGGAGUCCUCACCUCCUCCAGCCCCACCAAAGCCAGGAAAGCUCAACCUGUCCGGGGUGAGCCUGCCCAUUGUCCUUCCACAGGGCGGGAUCCCAGCCAAGCCUUCUGCUCCGGGUGUGUCUGGGAAGGAACCGGUGGUCGAAUUCCCUUCGCCACCAUCCGAUUCGGACUUC